Triplophysa dalaica is the source of this 5692-nucleotide messenger RNA. RefSeq names its product gastrula zinc finger protein XlCGF26.1-like. Lineage: Eukaryota; Metazoa; Chordata; Actinopteri; Cypriniformes; Nemacheilidae. Gene Ontology annotation, cellular component: nucleus. The coding region runs from base 125 to 1567 and encodes 480 amino acids. The record is from RefSeq and is a predicted model, not a curated record. The transcript is spliced from 3 exons.
UUUAUUUGCAAACCGCCAUAAAAGAAGAAGAAGCUGCGCACAGAAGAGGUGAAGAAAACAGUUUGAUAUAAAGAUCUUUAAACACAAAGGUUUGUUUCUCUAAUCCACACUUGAAAAUCAAGUUAUGUGUGACACAAAAUUCAUUAAAGAGGAGAGUGAAGACAUGAGUGUUACAGACACCACCAGCACAAUGAAAAAUGAAGAUGAUGCAGAACAAAGAGACCUAAUGGAACUGGAAGAAACAACGGUAUCAGUAUGUCCUCAUUGUGGAAAGAGAUUGGGAAGUAAAGAGCAGCUUGUGAAGCACAUAAGAAUCCACACUGAAGAAAAGCCCUUCACCUGCCCUCAGUGUGGAAAGAGUUUCACAAGAAAAGGUCAUCUAGAGAACCAUAUGAGAAAUCACACUGGAAGAAAACCAUUCACAUGUGUUCAGUGUGGAAAGAGUUUCACAUACAAAAGUUUUCUUAAAAAACACAUGAGAUUUCACACUGGAGAAAAGCCAUUCACAUGUGUUCAGUGUGGAAAGAGUUUCACACAAAAAAGUAAGCUAGAUGGCCACAUAAGAAUCCACACUGGAGAAAAGCCAUUCACAUGUGUUCAGUGUGGAAAGAGUUUUGCACUAAAAAGAACUCUAGUGGUCCACAUGAGAACUCACACUGGAGAAAAGCCGUAUGCAUGUGUUCAGUGUGGAAAGAGUUUCACACACAAAAGUGUUCUUCAGAACCACAUUAGAAUUCACACUGGAGAAAAGCCAUUCACAUGUGCUCAGUGUGGAAAGAGUUUCACAAGAAAAGGUCAGCUAGAGGACCACAUGAGAAUUCACACAGGAGAAAAGCCAUUCACAUGUGCUCAGUGUGGAAAGAGUUUCGCACAAAGAGGAACUCUACAGGACCACAUUAGAAUCCACACUGGAGAAAAGCCGUUUGCAUGUGUUCAGUGUGGAAAGAGUUUCUCAAAAAAAAGUAAUCUCGAGGAACACAUGAGAACUCGCACUGGAGAAAAGCCACAUGUUUGUUUUCAGUGUGGAAGGUGUUUUAAACGCAAAUGUGAUUUAAAGGUCCACAUGAGGAUUCACACUGGACAGCGUCCAUACACAUGUGUUCAGUGUGGAAAGAGUUUCGCACAAAAAACUAGUCUAAAGAACCACAUGACAAUUCACACUGGAGAACGGCCGCACACAUGUGUUCAGUGUGGAAAGACUUUCACAAGAAAAAUAUAUCUUGUUGACCACAUGACCAUUCACACUGGAGAAAAGCCGUUUCCAUGUGUUCAUUGUGGAAAGUGUUUCACACGAAAAAGAUAUCUAGAGGACCACAUGAGAAUUCACACUGGAGAAAAGCCGUAUGCAUGUGUUCAGUGUGGAAAGUGGUUUAGAUACAAAAGUGCUCUUAAGAACCACAUGAGAACUAGCCCUGGAGAGCAUCCCUACACAUGUGUUCAGUGUGGAAAGAGUUUCACAAACAAAUGUACUUUAGAGGAACACAUGAGACUUCACACUGGAGAAAAGCCUUUCAUCAAGGAGGAGUUUCUGCAGGUCAGAGAAAUGGGCGUGCCAAAGGUGCUCUGACCAUUCAGCAUUAACCACACACGAAGGUCAUUUCUUUUAAAUAGGAAGAAGGUCGCAGUAAUAUGUGUCAUGUAAAUUUGGCAAAAUUGUGAAUUUGUGAACAUAAGACGUUAAAAACGAAAAACAUUUUUAGCAGUUGUGUCUGUGUUUUUGCUAAAUAGCUAUUAUGCAUUACAGAAGGUUAACUAAACAGGUUUUACUCAUCUAAAGCAGCUGUCGUUAUGUUUGAUGAGUAUUUCAGUCUUUCUGCAUGUUUUUGUUUACAUACACUAAAUCAUAGUUGACCUUAAACGAUAGAAAUGCCUUUUACUAUAUGACAGCUAUGUUGUUGCAAUUCUAUUAUGAAAUACAAUUAUUUUGAAUUUAAAAAAUCUAGUGCAAAUCUAGCGAUAUUUUAGAGACAUUUGUACCACCCUUUAAAUAAUCAUUUGCUUUUGAUUGUGACACUUAUCAACUGUUUCUUAAAUCACUGUCAUUUCUAAAGUUUAACUCUGAUAUAGACCGCUUCAUUGGACGCGUUUGUGUUUGUUUUGGCAAGCUAAUAAUCUAAUAAUAUAACUAGGGAUGCACCGAUGUUUACAUUUGGGUCGAUAACGAUAACCGAUAAUUCUUAAACAUUGAAAGACGAUAACAGAUAUAUUGGCUGAUAUACAUUAUCUAAAUAUUCAUAUAACAUUUUCUGAACCAGAAAAGUAUUAUUUUGUGAAUGUGAACCAGAUCUUCAGUUGGGGGUCACAAAAGUGCGCAUGUACAGUAACGUUUGUUUGUGUUGUAAAGAUAAAACCAUCUAUAUGCAUCCCUUUGUCAUGGUUCAACUAUCAUGUCAUGUUUUAUUCCUGUCUCGAGUGGAGCCAUGGCAUUGCCUGAUGGUUUUAUGUUGGAACGACAUAGUUCUUUCUCGUGUCUUGUCAUUGUUCCCUACAUCUCGUUCCUUGUGAGCCUCUCCUUAGUGCUAAUCCCCAGCACCUGUUCCUCGUUAUGAUCCUGUGUUUGUUCCCUAUAUAGAGUCCUCAUGUUUCAUUAUCCUGUGCUCGUGCAUUGUACGUCUACCUUGCCUGUAUCUAUACCUGUUCAUGUAGCUGUGCUCCUUGCUUGUCACCUUGUUCCUGUUUCCUCCCUGUUUGUUUUGUUAGUUUAGUUUUAAGUCAGUGUCCUAGUCCUUGUUAAAGUUUAUAUAUUAUUCCUGUCCUGUUUUCCCCUCGUGGGUUUUUGUUUUGCCUGUUUGUUAGUAUUUAUAUGUUAAAUAAACACCCCUGUUACCCCUACCGUCUGUGUCUGCCUGCAAUUGGGUUCCCAUGCCAUGUCUCCCCCCGAGAAUCAUGACACCCUUGAACCUUCAUUUUACAUUUACAAUAAAACGCAAUAUGAUAUUAACAACCCUAUAAAGCUUCCUUUCAUUUUAAAUGUGUAUAUAUAUAUAUGUAUAUUUAGAUUAGAUGAUUAGAUUAGAUUCAACUUUGUUGUCAUUAUACAUGUACAAGCACAGGGCAAAGAAAUGUAGUUUUGCCAGAAGUGCAAUAGCAGCAAGUGAAGAAAAUACAGCGGUUGCAUAAGUGCAAGAAAAAAACUGUAUUAUGGAAAUAGUUUAGAGAUAAGUAUGUAAAAUGAACACAAUACACAGGUGGCUAUUACUAUUAACAGGAAAUGUACAGAUGGGUAUAUACAAUAAGUUAUAACAGUAGGGCGAUGGAUAGAGCAGUGCAAAUAAAUGUAUAUGUUUAUGUGGUUAAGGUAUUCUGAUGUGUUUAUAUUCAUAUUUAAUCAAAUUAAAUAUGAAACAAAACACAAUAUUCUAUUCCAAAGUGUAAGACGUUUGUUCAAUAGGGGGGGAAAAAUCUGUCAAAAGUACACAAGCAGUGCUUCAAGACUACUUUCAACUAACAAAUACGUACAGCUAGGGCUGUAGUCAAGUCCACCAUUGUCGAGUCCAAGACCAGGAUUAGUCGAGACACUCCAAAGAGGUUUGAGUCCAAGUCAAGACCGAGUUCAAGUGUAUCAAUCCUAUUUUGCCAAUAGAAAAUGUAACAAAUAACCAGCAAACACUUGAAUAUAUUCCCAUUCUCAAACUUAUGACUUGGUGUCCCCCAAAGUAACCUAAUAUAAGGUAAUAAAAAGUAAGAAGGAAGGUGACUAUAAGCUAUAUGAGCGUAAUAACAAUAUAAGGAUUAGAUUUAUUGAUUUUAUUUAGUUAUUAGUUUUUUUCAUUGUCACGCCACACUCCAUACCACCAGUAGUUGGCGGAAAUGGACCUAUUGUUUGUUUGCCAACAGCCUUAAAACCCUGAAAGGAGAUGAAGAAUCAGCAGCUUUAGCUGCGCAGUGGGCAGUAGACAGUGUUGCUGUCCAAUUGUGCUUCAUUUAAAUGUGUUAGACAAAAUUUGAGCUGCUUAUGAGUUUAAAACCUGCCCAAGCAGCUUGCCUUUUCUUUGCUUUUUCAAGUUAUUUCAAAACGUUUGAAAAUAAUGUGUGGUGCAGUCAUAAACACAUUAUUCCUUAACACAGCCCUUAUUGGUUCAGUUAAACCAAUCAGGUCUUGAAUAGGGAGACCUUACCUGUCAAUCAAUCUACACUUGACUUGAGAUCAUCGGAGUGAUAAAGGAUUUUGUAUAUUGAAGCUAUCGCAAUGCCAAAGUGAACCAAAUAUAUGUUGUACAUUUGGGAGAGUAACUCAAAUCUCACAACGUGAGAUGUGGUGACACAUGUGGUGACAGACGUCUCGAAGACUUUGUAAAUAUAACUAUAACUGAAUUCACAGUAGUUGAAUGAUUAAAUCAAAAUCAAACUGAAUAUGGGAUUUUACUAACGUUACUUGUCACGAACGUGGGUGGUGAGGGACAGAGGACCCAAAUGCAGACAGGGUAAGGGGUAACAAGACUUUAAUAAAUAAUAAAUACCAAAACAAACACCCACAAGGGGGUAACAGAACAAAACAUAACAGGAACAUGGACUGACUAGACUAAACUAACUAAGAACAAGACUUGACAUUUAAACUACAAUAAACUAAACUAAACAAGACACAGCAACUCACCACAAUGACACAAAACAAUGAACCAGCACAAGACAAGAGACAUGAGGUCAAUAUAAAGGGAACCAAAUCAAGAGGGGACAGGUGCAAAGGAUAAACUAAUUAACACAAACUAGGAAACAGGAGGGCAGGAACAAUGACAAGACCGGAGAGAGAGUAUGGCAACAAUUAGGUGCCAAAAUAGUCUCUCUCCAACAUAAAACAAGGGCUCCUGUCUGAUUCCGCCUCAAGACCAAGAAAUACCUGACAUGGUGAGGCGGAACCAUGACAUUACUUCUGUUCAUCGUACUCGUCCUUGACAGCUGCUGGACUUGAUAAAUUUUGCAUUAUAUGUUAUCCAAUAUAUACCUCACGAAAGACGUCAUAGCUCUGUCAGAUGUUGAAGUACUCUCAAAGGUAAGCGCAUUACCUUUUAAGGAUUCUCCUGUUCCUUUUUUGUUCUGUUGUAUGUAUCAAUGAAAUGCACAUUUUUGGCUGCCGUGGUGUAUCGUUGGCAGAUGUCCCCACAUCACUAACGCUGCUAAUGCAGGCGGACUUCGGGGCCGUAGCCACCAAUGUCACGGCCCGGGUAGCAGACGAAAUGGUGAAUGGUUCGCGUAGUAAGACAGCCACCCGUGGAGACGAUGGAUUGUAAUCAAACUAUCCUGAGUGUAGCAAUUGUGACGGCUCAGUGAGUGGUUGUGUUGUUCACGAGUUACAGGCUGAUUGCUGGAGGGCGUGGCUUUACACCUGACCGCUAUCAUGGCACUUUAAAAGACACCGGGUUAAACGGAGACGGGAGAGAGAGUGUCACUCGCUGGUGUUGCUGCUUAUUGAGGCUACCGGAGAGCUGACGGGAUGUGUGGGUUACGGGAGACGCACAGCCUCGUUGGAGUCAUCCAGUUUUCCUAUUUUGUUUUGAUUUGGACCUUUAGUUGUUUAUGUUUGGUUGAACUGAUAUCAUUUGAACUUGCUAUUUACAUUUACAUGCUGACAUACAUUUACACUGAUCACUUGACAUUUCAAAUUUCUUAUUCAAGUUAAAUAAAUCUCAUGAUUUAUGCAGUGGUUGUGUGGCAUCUCCCUUACUUUUUUGUGAUCUAAGAAUCUGAUUCAGAUGAU